AUGGAUAUUGGAGUAAAUACAGAGAGUUUUGAGCUGCCUUGCCUUCAAACUGCAAACAUUUCAUUGCCAAAUUUCAAGAAAAAUAAGGUAAGAUUGGUAUCUAUGAACAAGACAUCAAAAAAUAUUAACUUAAAUCUUUUAAGUCCUCCAUAUAGGAAAAAAGAAAUGGGAAAAAAUUUGGAUUUUGAGACAAAAUUGUGCUUGGCUAAUAAAAAUUAUGCAAUAAAUUCAGUAAAAAAUAAGGAUUUAGAAGCAAAAUUGAAAAAAUUUCAAAUAAAACAAUUUUUUGAAAAAACUUUAUCAGGCUCACUGAAAAAAAUCAGAAGAAAAGGGAAUAUUGACAGUGCUUGCUUAAGUCCUACGAAUAAUAAGCUAUGCAAGUAUUUAGAUAUUUUAACAAGAAAAAAAUUGGGAAAAUCAACAUCUUCAGGAGCAUUACCGAGUUUGGUGGGAAGUAAAAAAUUCUUGAAGCAUUUGGAGCCGACUCAAGCAAAAGGUAGAGUAGAAAAAUCUGAUACAUGCGCCCUUGAGCUAACUUAUGAUACUUACAUAUCACACAAAUUUGUUUAA
Molecule: messenger RNA, 570 nt
Organism: Blepharisma stoltei
Lineage: Eukaryota; Ciliophora; Heterotrichea; Heterotrichida; Blepharismidae
Source: the annotation of a GenBank genome assembly